Molecule: messenger RNA, 7175 nt
Organism: Gigantopelta aegis
Lineage: Eukaryota; Metazoa; Mollusca; Gastropoda; Neomphalida; Peltospiridae
Product: inverted formin-2-like
Biological process (GO): actin cytoskeleton organization
Molecular function (GO): actin binding; small GTPase binding
Source: RefSeq, a predicted model, not a curated record
UGACAGACACGGUAGAUAUCCACAUUUCCCUGAACGCGAACGCAUUGUGGUGUUCCUUGGCGAAGUUUACGAACAAUAUUUAAAACACUCUAUGAACCCGGCGUCUUAUCGGAAGUACAAGUAAACGCGAAACGGUGGAAGGUUUUUGUUUCCAACUUCUUAAUUUAGACUGGCAGCGUUCUGCAGAGCAGACGACUCAUCGAAGUAGUGGGCGAGAUUUGUAACAGUGCUUGCUGCGCAUGUGUCAGACAGCUGCUGUUUACACCAUUUUACUCAAUUGUUCCUACUCUCAGUUCACAAGAGGAGAGAGAAACUGUGAGAAAAGUAACUUAAAGCCACCGCUAGACUCGACAUUGUAGUCAAAAACCGUUGUGGUUAGAGGAUAAAGUUUGUCUUUUUAAAAAAAAAAAUUAAAAAAAUGAACGGGCAGCAGACGCCACCUUCAGUGUGUCAGAACUCAAAAAAGACGUCAAAUUCAAAGUUUGCGAAAAGAAAGCAAAAACGUGGUAAGCGAACCAGAUCCGAUGGCUUCGUUCUGGGACGGGAGUUUACCAAUUCCUCGGACGAAGAAGGCCCGGAUGGGUCGAAACACGAAGCAGACUCCCUCCAGUUCUUGAUGCUGGUUCGAAACCCGACUAUUCAGAAUCUGGCCAAACUUCGCAAAACCAUCAAAUCCAACGACCGGGACUGGAUGAAGGAGUUUUUGGAAUUCGAUGGAUUGGGAUUGUUGUUCCAGUGUUUGAAGAAUCUGAGUAGUUAUCAGGGUGCCCAUCUGUCGGACAUGGUUCUCAGGAUGGAGUGUGUCAUGUGUAUUCGAGAGGUGGUUAAUUCACAGACGGGACUAGACUGUCUUCUCAACAUAAAGGACAGAAAGGAUAACUUGUUUGGACGCAGAUUUGCAUCUGCUCUGGAAACCAAUAACGUAAUGGUUAAGAUGCAGAUAUUCGAGUUGCUGUCUGCUUUGUGUGUUUAUUCACGUGACGGCUUCUAUUUGACACUUGACGCUCUGGAAAAAUACAAGACAUGGCAGAAGCUGCACUAUCGAUUCAGCCUCCUGGUGAACGAGCUGAAGCGGUCCGACCUCACUACCUACAAAACAACCGUCAUGGCCUUCAUCAACUCCAUCAUUUUUGCAAACGAGAAUAUUCGAGAUCGAACGAGAAUACGAAACGAUUUUAUCGCCCUAAAUAUUUUUGAAGUCAUUCACACCAUUCGGGAUGACCAGGAUGAAAAUUUGCACGUGCAGUGUGACGUGUUUGAGGAUGAACUUAGCGCAGACGCAGACGCGUUAGAAGAAAUGAACAGUACCUCCGUUGAUCUCACAAAACACGAAGAUCUAUUUAAAGCCAUAUAUAAAAAGGUUUGUGAUACUCCAACAGGUGCUUCCUUUCUGGGGAUACUCUACAGUCUGUAUCAGAUUGAACCGAGCACUACACAGUGCGAAUCUACGUGGAUUGCAAUAGAAAGAUAUACUCAGCAGGCUGUGGAAAACAUCGCUAAGGCAGACACUCUGAUCUCAAAUUCUGCUAAAUGUGACAAGGAGGUCCAAACAGACGAGUCCAUAACUUCACCAAAACGUCUUUCACGCCACAGUGCUAUAUUGGACGAAGGAGUCAAGACUAAUGCAAAUACAGACGUACCAUCUCCCCCACCCCCACCACCCCCUCCACCACCACCGCCGGGAUCAGGACUCCUUUCACCUCCUCCACCACCACCUCCACCUCCACCUCCAGGCAUGCCCCCACCACCCCCAUCACCAGGCAUUCCCCCACCACCUCCACCUCCAGGCAUUCCCCCACCACCUCCUCUCUCUCCUCUCCCAGGUGUGCCUCCACCUCUCCCCCCACUUUCGCCCGGAAUGUCACUGAAUCAUGUCAGACAGGGACUCGCUCCCGUUAUGGCGGGAAUUCAGCUGGAAGGGAUAAAGACGCCAGCACCCAGUUGCAAAAUGAAGCAUUUUGUCUGGAACAAGAUCCAACCUCAGAGUGUGCUUAGAAAUAGUGUAUGGGAAGAUGUUUUGAAGAUGAAAGAUGAUGUCAAAGUCGAAUAUGACAAGCUUGAAGAAAUGUUUGCCCAGAAAACUUCAACAAUUACAGAAGUGCCCCAGGAUGAAAAGGUUUUGAGACGACAGUCAACUAGUUCUGAGAUCACACUGCUGGACCCGAAGAGGAGUAUGAACAUCAACAUCUUCCUCAAACAGUUCCGCAAGACCAAUGAGCAGAUUAUUGAGAUUAUCAAAAAGUGUGACUCCAGAUCAUUUGGGGUGGAAAAACUGAGAGGAUUAUUAAAAAUAAUGCCACAACAAGAUGAGAUUGACUUGAUUCAACAUUUUGACGGUGAUGUCAGCCGACUGGGAAACGCGGAGAAGUUUUUCUACCAUCUGUUCCAGAUCCCACUGUACAAGGUGCGUGUGGAGGGGAUGCUGCUGAGGGGGGACUUCAACUCCCAGCUGGGCUCCAUCCGCCCCAACAUCCAGCUGCUUAACUCCAUCUGCAGGACCCUCAUGGACAACAAAGCACUGAAGAGUUUCCUCAGAUAUGUGUUGCACUGUGGGAACUUCCUUAAUGAGGGUAGUAAUGCUGGAAACUGCCUGGCAUUCAGAAUCAGUUCGCUGAACAAGAUGGUGAUGAUGAAGUCGAACACCCCGAGGAUGACGUUGCUGCACCACGUGGUGGAGACGAUGGAACUGAAGAACAAGAACGCUCUCUGCUUCGUGGAAGACCUGCUGGAGCCCCUGCAGAAAGCCUCCAGAUUCAGUCUGGACAACAUUAAGGCAGAAUUCAAACAGGUGAAGAGCAAUGUAGAGAAGUUAAAAAAUCAGCUCCAAAAUGCUGAGAGUGAAGUUACAGACAAGUUCAAUGAUUUUCUCGAGGAAGCUGAUACUGAUAUUGGUGAUGUAGAAGAGGCCAUUGAGAGACUUGCAAAGUUAACUCAGCGACUGGCUCAACACUUUUGUGAGAAUGAACAGAACUUCCGACUCAAUGAAUUCCUAGAUUCUUUCCGGGAGUUUUGUGAAAGAGUGAAGGCUUGCCAACAGGAACUAGAAUCACGAAAACAGCAGGCAGAAAAGGCAGAGAAAAGAAGAAAAACUCAGGAAGAAUUGGCAGAGAGAAGAAGAAGUUCGAAUCGAGAUACAGUAAUAGAAGACAAGAAAAUUGUGGACAAUCUCGUCAAUGAAAUCAAAAGAGGAAAAGUUCUCCGUAGACUCUCAUUGAAAAGAAAGACAAAUCUGGCAGUCAAAGAGAUGGAAAACAGUCGGUUAUAGUACCUACAUGUAUUGUCCACAGGCCCAUUUCUGUCAAGGAAAAGACAACUCUAGCUAAAAUGGAAAAAAGUCAAUUAUUACUUUCAUGUCAGGGCAUUUUACCUUUUAUGGUUGAGAUAAAAUUUUCACAAAAUACAAGGAAACUAUUAAGGCAAAAUAAUCAAAUAUAAUAUCCCUAUAAAUGUUCAUGUUUGCAUACAUGCAAUUAAUUGUCAGUAUUAACUAGAAAUGUGUUCAUGGGAUACAAUUCCACAUUUUUGUAUAAUCUGAUAUAUGGACGGAUCUUAUGUGACCCCCUUUAAUUUGGAGGGACAUAAACAAUAUAUAUAUUUUUAAUAUUACCCGGCACAUUGUUUGUCAUUGGCAUGUAAAUUAUGUGAUAUAUAUAUCUGGGCCACUUUCCACAAAGCUAUCUUAGCACUAAGAUCACCUUAAGUGCAUAAGAUAGUUAUGCACUUAAGGCAGUCUUAGUGCUAAGUUCACUUUGUGGAAUGUGGCCCUGGACCCUGUUUUACUAAGUGAUCUUAAAACUAAAAUCACCUUAAAUGCAUAUGGCAUUUAGGCACGUAAGUUAUUUUAGCACUAAGAUCGCUACAUAACAGAGCCCUGAACUAAGAGUCUGGGAGAAGGAACUUACAGCUGCUUUUAAUGUUUAAUUUCUCAUGAACAUUUUAAUGACCACUGAUAUAUAUAUAUGCAUAUAAUCUACAUACCGGACAUUGUCUAUAUAUAUUACAUUGGAGAAAUUGGUUAAAAAAUUCAGUGAAUAAACUGAGUCUAUCAAUGAAUCAGUCCACCAUUUGACUCGUGCUUACAUCCACUGAAGGUUCAAGCACGACUGUCCUGGGCACAUUCUCUGAGAGGGAUCAGUCCUAUACGUAUAUGACAUGUUUCAUGUCAGACAUAUCUUACCACUGAGCUAUAAACCUUACUCAACAUCAGCAAUUAUCUCAGAGACAGACAACCUGUGACUUGGCCUUGUAUGCUGACUGAUGAUCAUACUUAUAAAACUAUAAAGGAAGGAAAUGUUUUAUUUAACGACGCACUCAACACAUUUUAUUUACAGUUAUAUGGCUGUAGCAUAGUGCAGAAUGGCAUAUAGUCAUGUGGUUAAAUAUGGAUCACUUUCAGAUUCAGACAACCUGUGACUUGGCCUUGUAUGCUGACUGAUGAUCAUACUUAUAAAACUAUAAAGGAAGGAAAUGUUUUAUUUAACGACGCACUCAACACAUUUUAUUUACAGUUAUAUGGCUGUAGCAUAGUGCAGAAUGGCAUAUAGUCAUGUGGUUAAAUAUGGAUCACUUUCAGAUUCAGACAACCUGUGACUUGGCCUUGUAUGCUGACUGAUGAUCAUACUUAUAAAACUAUAAAGGAAGGAAAUGUUUUAUUUAACGACGCACUCAACACAUUUUAUUUACAGUUAUAUGGCUGUAGCAUAGUGCAGAAUGGCAUAUAGUCAUGUGGUUAAAUAUGGAUCACUUUCAGAUUCAGACAACCUGUGACUUGGCCUUGUAUGCUGACUGAUGAUCAUACUUAUAAAACUAUAAAGGAAGGAAAUGUUUUAUUUAACGACGCACUCAACACAUUUUAUUUACAGUUAUAUGGCUGUAGCAUAGUGCAGAAUGGCAUAUAGUCAUGUGGUUAAAUAUGGAUCACUUUCAGAUUCAGACAACCUGUGACUUGGCCUUGUAUGCUGACUGAUGAUCAUACUUAUAAAACUAUAAAGGAAGGAAAUGUUUUAUUUAACGACGCACUCAACACAUUUUAUUUACAGUUAUAUGGCUGUAGCAUAGUGCAGAAUGGCAUAUAGUCAUGUGGUUAAAUAUGGAUCACUUUCAGAUUCAGACAACCUGUGACUUGGCCUUGUAUGCUGACUGAUGAUCAUACUUAUAAAACUAUAAAGGAAGGAAAUGUUUAUUUAACGACGCACUCAACACAUUUUAUUUACAGUUAUAUGGCUGUAGCAUAGUGCAGAAUGGCAUAUAGUCAUGUGGUUAAAUAUGGAUCACUUUCAGAUUCAGACAACCUGUGACUUGGCCUUGUAUGCUGACUGAUGAUCAUACUUAUAAAACUAUAAAGGAAGGAAAUGUUUUAUUUAACGACGCACUCAACACAUUUUAUUUACAGUUAUAUGGCUGUAGCAUAGUGCAGAAUGGCAUAUAGUCAUGUGGUUAAAUAUGGAUCACUUUCAGAUUCAGACAACCUGUGACUUGGCCUUGUAUGCUGACUGAUGAUCAUACUUAUAAAACUAUAAAGGAAGGAAAUGUUUUAUUUAACGACGCACUCAACACAUUUUAUUUACAGUUAUAUGGCUGUAGCAUAGUGCAGAAUGGCAUAUAGUCAUGUGGUUAAAUAUGGAUCACUUUCAGAUUCAGACAACCUGUGACUUGGCCUUGUAUGCUGACUGAUGAUCAUACUUAUAAAACUAUAAAGGAAGGAAAUGUUUUAUUUAACGACGCACUCAACACAUUUUAUUUACAGUUAUAUGGCUGUAGCAUAGUGCAGAAUGGCAUAUAGUCAUGUGGUUAAAUAUGGAUCACUUUCAGAUUCAGACAACCUGUGACUUGGCCUUGUAUGCUGACUGAUGAUCAUACUUAUAAAACUAUAAAGGAAGGAAAUGUUUUAUUUAACGACGCACUCAACACAUUUUAUUUACAGUUAUAUGGCUGUAGCAUAGUGCAGAAUGGCAUAUAGUCAUGUGGUUAAAUAUGGAUCACUUUCAGAUUCAGACAACCUGUGACUUGGCCUUGUAUGCUGACUGAUGAUCAUACUUAUAAAACUAUAAAGGAAGGAAAUGUUUUAUUUAACGACGCACUCAACACAUUUUAUUUACAGUUAUAUGGCUGUAGCAUAGUGCAGAAUGGCAUAUAGUCAUGUGGUUAAAUAUGGAUCACUUUCAGAUUCAGACAACCUGUGACUUGGCCUUGUAUGCUGACUGAUGAUCAUACUUAUAAAACUAUAAAGGAAGGAAAUGUUUUAUUUAACGACGCACUCAACACAUUUUAUUUACAGUUAUAUGGCUGUAGCAUAGUGCAGAAUGGCAUAUAGUCAUGUGGUUAAAUAUGGAUCACUUUCAGAUUCAGACAACCUGUGACUUGGCCUUGUAUGCUGACUGAUGAUCAUACUUAUAAAACUAUAAAGGAAGGAAAUGUUUUAUUUAACGACGCACUCAACACAUUUUAUUUACAGUUAUAUGGCUGUAGCAUAGUGCAGAAUGGCAUAUAGUCAUGUGGUUAAAUAUGGAUCACUUUCAGAUUCAGACAACCUGUGACUUGGCCUUGUAUGCUGACUGAUGAUCAUACUUAUAAAACUAUAAAGGAAGGAAAUGUUUUAUUUAACGACGCACUCAACACAUUUUAUUUACAGUUAUAUGGCUGUAGCAUAGUGCAGAAUGGCAUAUAGUCAUGUGGUUAAAUAUGGAUCACUUUCAGAUUCAGACAACCUGUGACUUGGCCUUGUAUGCUGACUGAUGAUCAUACUUAUAAAACUAUAAAGGAAGGAAAUGUUUUAUUUAACGACACACUCAACACAUUUUAUUUACAGUUAUAUGGCUGUAGCAUAGUGCAGAAUGGCAUAUAGUCAUGUGGUUAAAUAUGGAUCACUUUCAGAUUCAGACAACCUGUGACUUGGCCUUGUAUGCUGACUGAUGAUCAUACUUAUAAAACUAUAAAGGAAGGAAAUGUUUUAUUUAACGACACACUCAACACAUUUUAUUUACAGUUAUAUGGCUGUAGCAUAGUGCAGAAUGGCAUAUAGUCAUGUGGUUAAAUAUGGAUCACUUUCAGAUUCAGACAACCUGUGACUUGGCCUUGUAUGCUGACUGAUGAUCAUACUUAUAAAACUAUAAAGGAAGGAAAUGUUUUAUUUAACGACGCACUCAACACAUUUUAUUUACAGUUAUAUGGCUGUA